Molecule: messenger RNA, 2768 nt
Organism: Osmerus eperlanus (European smelt)
Lineage: Eukaryota; Metazoa; Chordata; Actinopteri; Osmeriformes; Osmeridae
Product: coiled-coil domain-containing protein 177
Exons: 1
Coding region: 475-2229 (584 amino acids)
Source: RefSeq, a predicted model, not a curated record
GAUUGAGCCUUAACAUCACUGUCAUCCUUCAUUAGAGGGCGCUGUAGUAGUACAGAAUAGUUUUCUUAGGGGAAAUGGUGCGUUAACUUUAAGAUUGCCAUGGUGACUGAAAGCGUUGCCAGGUUUUUUUUUCUACGACUCAGCAACGCCAACGCACGCAAGAUAAUCUUUUCAUUGCUGCUGGUUUCAAUGUCGGAAUAUAAAUAUCCUUAAAACCCUUAAAAAUAUCAGAAGUGGCAAAUGUUGUUUGGUUUAUUCAUAAUGUGUGCUACAGUACUGAGUGACCCAAUCGAGCUAUCUUAGCUAGCUAAUGUGACCCAAUCUAGCUUACUGUAGUUUAGCUACCCGUUAACAGUUGUUACUGUCAGUAUUGAAGCUACUGUAGUAGAGCUAGCUAACUGGCGAGAUAAUGUAGUACUGCAUUAGUUAUAAUGUAGUGCUAGCUAGUUUGCCUAGGCUAACUGUUAAACAACCAUGGAGGUUAGAUCGCCCUUUCCAAUGCUGAUCUUAGAUUUAAACAACUUCGAUAAAAUUGAAGCUGAUGGAAGCAGAUAUGUUUUAACCAGUCCUCGAUCACUAGAAUCAUGUGCACGAGUAGGUGUCAAACCAGUUGAACUUUUGAUACAAUCGCUUAAUGAGUUUAUUGAAGAGCACCAGGACAUUCCCUUCGAGACAGUGUCUAUCCUGUAUGAAGCAUACGAAAAGAAGCACAGAAAGCUUUUGCGAUUGUGUCGCGAGGAUAGGGAAAGGAUGAUUAAACUGGCAGAGGAUAGGUCUGGAAAGAAACUGUCAGCCUUGCAAACAGUUCUGGAGCUAGACAGUGAGAGCUCUGAUGCCAAGUCUAGGAAAGAUUGUGGUGGUGAAGACGAUAUGAAACCGGGAGCGGAUCCAUGUGUGGAUGAGGGCUUUAGAAAAAAAUCUGUUAGCCGGUGCAGGUCCUUCAUUACCACUGACACCCGACAACCAAUCAGGUUGAGAACAGAUGACCACAAUAACACAGUGUCUAUCAUGAGUUUGGGUGACCUCAGGCAUUCACCAGCCACUGAGAGGCAGCUAGAGAGACUAACCCAGUACAUCAAAAAGGAGAUGCAUGUCACAGUGCCAGAGAAAGACCGCAAGAUAGCAGCUCUGAUGCUUGUGAAACACCAAGAUGAGCAGGCCCGCCGGAAGCUCAGCCACCAGGAGGAGCGGGAGAGAGAGGAGGCCCGCAGGCAGGAGGAGCUCCACCGGGCUCGUGUCGAGAGGAGGAGGAGGAAGGAGCUGGAGCGCAGCACGCAGCGGUGGCGCGACGAGCAGGAGGCUCGCAGGAGGCUGAGGGAGCGUCGGGUGGAGGAGUUAUCCAGCCAGCGGGAGCAGGAGGUGCUGCUGCAGGAAGACCGCUGGAGGAGGCUGACCGAGGAACAGGAGGCCCAGCAGAGGGAGAGGACAGAGGCGGCGCGGACACGUUCGGCGGGGCGCAAACGCUACCAGGAGCAUCUGCUCCAAGGAAAGGAGCGAGAGGAGCAGCUGCUGAGGGAGGGGGAAUGGCGGCUGGCGAGGGAGAAGGAGCAGAGGGCCACGAGGAACAAGCUGUGCCGGGAGACGGGAGAGAGGACCAAGCUCCAACGGGAGAACCGCAGUUCUCUGUCGCACCACCUCCUCCUGAAGAAGAAGGCAGAGGAGGACGCGGAGGCCGAGGGCGCCCGGGCGAGGAGCGCUCUGGAGCAGAAGCUGAGACGCUCCGGGGAGAAGCACUCGCGUGUGACGGAGGCGCGGCUGCAGGAGCUGCGGGAGCGCGCCGCCCGAGAGGAGCAGCAGGCCCAGAGGAGCCAGCGCAGGGCCCAGCAGCAGAGCCAGCAGCAGCUCACGCACAAGCAGGUGCUGGCCCGGCUGAGCCAGCAGCGCAUGGAGCAGGCCACCCAGCACGCCCACGCUCAGCGCUGCCGCCGAGCCCAGCAGGCCGGCCAGGACAACCGGGAGAGGCAGCGGAGCCACCGAAGGCUCCGAGACGGGGUUCGCAGGGAGGAGGAGGCCGAGAUGGCUCGACGGCAGGCACACGUCGCCAUGAAGGAGCACCGGAGGGAGCAGUUGCAGGAGCGGAGGGAGAGGCGGCAGGAGGAGGCCCGCAAGGUGGUGCAAGCCUCCUUCCACAUGAGGGAGCGGGUGAGAGAGCAGACGCACAGGCGCACCUUCGACCAGAUGGCCCUGCAGGCCCAGCUCACAGCCUCCCUGGGGCGCAUCAAACUGUGAGAAUGUAGGCGAGGCGUACACGUGCACAGAGUCAACCCCUGAGAUCCUCGUGUUUGUGGCUGGAAACAGGCCUGGGUGGUUUCAAAUGAUUUCUUUUGUAUUCAUGUGAAUCAUCACCUAAUCGUAGCACUUAGGAGUCAAAUGUAUUGUAUGCAAGUCAUGUUAAUCAGACAAGGUUUGAAUCAUGAUUGUAGUAUUCUUCUAAAAGUAUUUAUGUGCAAAGUUAGAAUGCAGCCGCAGUAGCUGAGAUCAAGUAUGAAAAUGUUCUUGUCAGCCAAGCCAUGUUUGACAGAUACAUGAGCACUAGACUAUUCCUAUUUAUACUGUUGUGAUAAUGCAUUAGAUUUAGAGGCACUUUGAUGUGUUAGGGACAUUCUGUAACUUCGAAUUAUGUGGUUUAUGAGAUGUACUUUUCCACACUUUUGUGCUGUAAAGCAGUAAGAAUAGUUUUUGACACCAGUGUUUUCUGUAACUUAACACUUUGUUGCCCCCAUGUGUUCAGGAGAAACACUCCUAAGCUUGUUUAACCCUUGUGUUAU